Durusdinium trenchii is the source of this 1200-nucleotide messenger RNA. The record is from the annotation of a GenBank genome assembly. Lineage: Eukaryota; Dinophyceae; Suessiales; Symbiodiniaceae.
CUAAGUGGUCCCCCUUUUGGUCCCUUUGGGUUUCCUAAGAGGUCCAAAAAGGUGGUCCUUCUUGGUUGACCUUGCAGGUUCUCUUCACCUGACCUUCUUGCACAAAAGCCGUUGAGUGUCCAAAAAACUGAAAGAAAGGGUGCUGUUUUCAUUCCUGGGCUUCCAACAAUCCGAACUGCUUCCGCUGGAUCUUUUUCUGGGCGCUUCCUGGUUCUGUUGUUGAUUUGGUAUUUGGUUUGUUUGGCGAUGAUUCCGGUGACUCCUUGGUAUUUUAUGGGCUUUGCUGGGUGUUUUGGCUUGUGGCUGGCUAGCCUGUUCUUUAUGCCAUUUGCAAGCAUCACUUCCGCGAUUGGCUCUUCGUCAUGCUUGCCCUCUGGGCGCAACAUGCCCGUCCCCUCAAAAGCAAAAACCGAACAAGGACCAGCACCCAAACCACGAAAAACUUGUGUUUGCCGAAGGAGGCCACGCACAAAAGGCCAAGCCACAAAUCUGUUCUGGAGGCAUCAUUGUUUUGGUGCGACGCUACUGGGGUGGAGGCCAUUCCUAGAAACGAUGCUGACUGGACAAGUCCUAGUCCAUUGGGAUUUGCUUGGCACGGUACUUGGGGAGAAGAACACCUUAUUCCGAUGUGAGCUGAAGACUGGUACAGUUCUGGUGGGCUUAAUGAUUCCACAAGAUCUUGUGGCGUGCAUUCGCCAAAGACUGCUGGAUCGUACAGCAGAUUCCUCUGACGAGUCCACUGCAGAGCGGCCGCGGCAGCCUCGUCCCAUCGACACACUCGAGUUGUCUGACGGAAUCUCUGCGCUGGCUGAAAGAUCAGACAUCAUGAGACAAACCCGAAGCAAAAGAUACACAAGAUACACCAAAAGCACGGGCCUUCACCCUUGGCGCUCUCAAAAUAGAUCUCAAAAGCAAGCAAAUGGCCGCCAUUGCUAAGAAUUCCUACCUUUCCGCCUUUCUGUCGCAUCGGCCGGACGCUUCGCGUGAACGAACGGUCGUUCCAAGGAGAGAGCGAUUCCGUGUUGAGUGAUGAUGUACAGUGCGAUGCACCACGGAUGACACCGUCUGGACCGCCCCAAAAGCGAAGACGAGUUGUGACAAGCCUGGUGUUGUCCAGCAGCGAAGAGUGAGAAAAGGCUUAGAGGGCCGCCAGAAAGGGGGAAUUAGCAAGAAAGGGCCUGAAAGGGUCUAAAAGGAUUC